GUGUCCAAAUGAUCGCCCAUCACUGAAGUGAACAAACAACGUGGAACACUGCCGAGUGCUUCAUUAUUUUCAUUAAUAAAAUCUUUUGCCAUUUUGAUUAAAAAUCACCACCACUCAGAACAAAAAAAAAAACUGAUCUUUUUCCGCCAAGAAAAUUUUCACCAAGGGAGAGAGAGAGAGAGAGAGAGAGAGAGAGAUGGCUUCUAAUCUCUCUUCAGCUACAUCAAGUUUCUCUGUCACACACUACUCUAAGCCUCCUCCGUCAAUGCGUUGUUUGAAUUCGAAGGCAGUUGGAUUGAACAUUACAUCGAGUUUGGAAGAUGAUAACUCCUCAAGUGGUAGUUCUGACCACUCAUUAGAACUUAUCAAGAAAGAGGAGGCGUCUCUUACUAAAAUAUCUCGGCGUCAGUGUGUGAGUUGUUUAUGUUCGACGGUGGCUUUGGUAUUAGGUCCAGUAAUAUCUGAUUCCGAUCCACCUAAGGCAGUUGCUAUACAAACGCCAGGCUGUCGCAACUGUGGGGGAAGUGGUGCUAUCAUAUGUGAUAUGUGUGGUGGUACAGGAAAAUGGAAAGCUCUCAACAGAAAACGUGCUAAAGAUGUUUACGAGUUUACCGAAUGUCCAAAUUGUUAUGGUAGAGGGAAAUUAGUGUGUCCGGUGUGUUUGGGAACAGGUGUACCGAACAACAAAGGUCUUCUUAGGCGACCAGAUGCAAAACAAUUGCUCGACAAAAUGUACAAUGGCCGGUUAUUACCAAAUUCUUAGGUAAAAAGUCUCUUAAGAAUAUUUCAUGAUAAUUGAUAUCAUACUCUAAGGCGUAGAAAGAGACGAGGCGAAAGCUCCAAGGUUACGACAUAUCCGAAAGAAAGAAGCAAAUUUUGCGUGUAUGUAUAUUACUUUGUUUGUUUUGUGUCUAAAAAGGCUACAAUUUUGUCGAGAAUCGUUUACUCGAUUUGCUUAAUGGCCCAUGGAUUGAUGUGUUAUUCUUCUGCUGGAUUAUGGAUUUUAAGCUACUCGAAAGCGCUUUCGGCUAAUUUAAAUGGUUAUAUUACUAAGAUGUAGAUUUUUAUUUCGUCCUGUAAAAUUGAUAACCACUUGUGUACUACAUUUACAAGUUAGUAAUUUGGUCCAUAUGAUUGUAUUUGGCUAUCGGCAGGUCUAAAAUUGGAGAAAUUUGCAUU
Molecule: messenger RNA, 1179 nt
Organism: Erythranthe guttata (spotted monkey flower)
Lineage: Eukaryota; Viridiplantae; Streptophyta; Magnoliopsida; Lamiales; Phrymaceae
Gene: EDA3
Product: DnaJ/Hsp40 cysteine-rich domain superfamily protein
Biological process (GO): photosystem I assembly
Cellular component (GO): chloroplast
Molecular function (GO): protein-disulfide reductase [NAD(P)H] activity
Source: RefSeq, a predicted model, not a curated record